AUGUCAGCCGGCGGUGAACAACUCAAAUAUGAGGGCACCAGAAGCCAAGUCCUACUGGCCGGCGGGACUGCCGGUCUGAUUUCGCGCUUCUGCGUUGCGCCGCUCGAUGUCGUCAAGAUUCGCCUGCAGCUGCAGGUCCACUCCUUGUCGGAUCCCAAUUCACAUAAAACAGUGAUAGGGCCGGUGUAUAAGGGGACUUUGUCGACUAUGAAGGCCAUCGUCAGACAGGAGGGUAUCACGGGUCUUUGGAAAGGUAAUAUUCCAGCCGAGAUGAUGUAUCUCUGCUAUGGUGCUCUCCAGUUCACGACCUACCGCACCAUCUCCCAAGCUCUCGUCAACCUACCCUACAGACUCCCGCCAUCCGGCGAGUCGUUCGUCGCUGGCGCUGUCGCGGGCGGCAUCUCCACGAUAACAACAUACCCUCUUGAUCUACUGCGCACUCGCUUUGCCGCGCAAGGGCCAGAGCGCAUAUACAGCUCGCUCCGCGCCUCCGUGGUCGAGAUUGUACGGCAAGAGGGAUCAGCAGGCUUCUUCCGUGGAUGCUCGGCGGCUGUGGCGCAGAUCGUCCCGUUCAUGGGCCUUUUCUUCACAGCAUACGAGGGUUUUCGGCCAACAAUGGCUCAGUGGGACUGGCUGCCGUUUGGUACUGGGGAUGCGGCGGCCGGUGUCGUGGCGAGCGUUCUUGCGAAAACGGGCGUGUUCCCGUUGGACUUGGUUCGGAAGAGAUUACAGGUGCAGGGUCCUACACGGACGCGCUAUAUCCAUCGCAAUAUCCCUGAAUACAAUGGUCUUGUCCAGACUAUGGGUAUGAUAUUGCGCACGCAGGGCGUGCGGGGGUUGUAUCGUGGGUUGACUGUUAGUCUGUUUAAGGCCGCGCCAGCUAGCGCAGUGACUAUGUGGACAUAUGAGCAAGUGCUGAGACAGCUCCAGCAAAUUACUAUACUGGCAGGGGCUUAA
This is a messenger RNA of Penicillium taxi, 957 nucleotides long. RefSeq names its product thiamine transporter TPC1. Bases 1 to 957 code for a protein of 318 amino acids. The record is from RefSeq and is a predicted model, not a curated record. Gene Ontology annotation, cellular component: mitochondrial inner membrane. Lineage: Eukaryota; Fungi; Ascomycota; Eurotiomycetes; Eurotiales; Aspergillaceae. The transcript has 2 exons. Gene Ontology annotation, biological process: thiamine pyrophosphate transmembrane transport. Gene Ontology annotation, molecular function: thiamine transmembrane transporter activity.